Messenger RNA from Cyprinus carpio (common carp), 3847 nucleotides. Its product is annotated as thioredoxin reductase 2, tandem duplicate 2. Gene Ontology annotation, molecular function: glutathione-disulfide reductase (NADPH) activity; flavin adenine dinucleotide binding; thioredoxin-disulfide reductase (NADPH) activity. The record is from RefSeq and is a predicted model, not a curated record. The coding region runs from base 147 to 1694 and encodes 515 amino acids. The transcript is spliced from 17 exons. Gene Ontology annotation, biological process: cellular response to oxidative stress; glutathione metabolic process; cell redox homeostasis. Gene Ontology annotation, cellular component: cytosol; mitochondrion. Lineage: Eukaryota; Metazoa; Chordata; Actinopteri; Cypriniformes; Cyprinidae.
CGGUCAAGUUCAACGCUUUUCUAUUUCGUAAAAUAAAUAAAUAAACAAAUAAUAAUAAAAAAAAUAAUAAUAAUAAUGGCAAAAAUUCACCCAGGCAUCUUUUAAGGCACCUAUAGCGACUGACAGGGGUCUUUCCUGCUGACAGUAUGGCUACCUUCAGCAGAGGAAGGCAGAGGAUAAAAGCUCUCUGCUGCUUUAGGACUUUAAUAUGUACAAGAAACUUUACAGCAGGUAAAAUUGAUUAUGAUCUGGUGGUCAUUGGUGGAGGCUCCGGAGGGUUGGCAUGUUCAAAAGAAGCUGCCCAAUUAGGGCAGAGAGUUGCUGUCUUGGACUAUGUCGAACCUUCACUAAAAGGCACGAAGUGGGGUCUUGGCGGCACGUGUGUGAAUGUCGGCUGUAUUCCAAAGAAGCUUAUGCAUCAGGCGGCACUGCUUGGCACUGCUGUCAAAGAUGCUAGGAAGUAUGGCUGGCAAAUCCCAGAAUCCCUGUCACAUGACUGGUCCACAAUGGCUGAGGCUGUCCAGAACCAUGUGAAGUCUUUGAACUGGGGUCACAGAGUUCAACUACAAGACAAGAAGGUGAAAUAUUUGAAUAUGAAGGGCAGUCUGGUGGAUACACACACUAUCAGAGCUGUAAAUGCCAAAGGGAAAGAGAUGACAGUGACCGCCAAAAACAUUGUGUUAGCUACUGGUGGACGGCCGAAGUACCCUACACAUGUCCCAGGAGCCAUGGAGUUCGGGAUCACAAGUGAUGAUGUCUUCUGGCUCAAAGAGUCUCCCAAAAAAACGUUGGUUGUUGGUGCCAGUUAUGUAGCAUUGGAAUGUGCCGGCUUUCUUACAGGCAUUGGACUGGACACCACUGUGAUGGUGCGCAGUAUCGCCCUCCGCGGGUUUGAUCAGCAAAUGUCUGGUUUAGUCACAGACUAUAUGGAGGCCUAUGGCACCAAGUUCUCCUGGAAGUGUACACCAAAAAGCAUAGAAAAGCUCCCGUCUGGGCUUCUUCGGGUCACAUGGAUGGAUCUAAACACUAAAGAGGAACAUCAAGACACCUUCAACUCAGUACUGUGGGCUGUAGGCAGAGCUUCUGAAACCAAGACCCUAAAUUUGGAGAAGGUUGGCGUCGAGAUCAACAAAGAAACGGGGAAGAUAAUCGUAGCCACUGACGAAGCCACAUCCAUGCCGAACAUUUUCGCUAUCGGAGACAUCGCUGAGGGUCGUCCUGAGUUGACCCCGACAGCCAUUAAGGCUGGAAAGCUCCUGGCCCGCAGACUGGUGGGCCAUUCCACUGAGCUCAUGAACUAUGACAAUGUGGCCACUACAGUGUUCACUCCACUAGAAUAUGGCUGUGUAGGUCUGUCUGAAGAAGAGGCUGAAAGGAGACAUGGAAAAGACCAGAUUGAGGUGUACCAUGCCUUCUACAAACCCCUGGAGUUCACCGUAGCUGAGAGAGAUGCCACUCAGUGCUAUAUCAAGGUGGUUUGUCUACGGGAGGGUGAUCAGCGUGUGCUGGGUAUGCAUUUUACCGGACCGAACGCUGGUGAGGUCACACAGGGCUUUUCUCUGGGCUUCCAGUGUGGGCUUACCUACGAACACCUCAGGAAUACGGUCCGGACACACCCCACCUGUGCCGAGGAGCUUGUCAAACUCAACAUCACUAAACGCUCGGGUCUCGACGCCACAGUAACAGGCUGCUGAGGUUAAGCAUCCCCUCCCUGAUCGCACGAGCACAUGGGAACCAAUAUAAGGGUAGUGAUAAUGUGAGUUAGCAGCCGCAGGAAGCAUCUCAUGAAAAUUCAGGAAAUCUGUCUCAGUUUUUACGUAAAAACCACAGAACCAGAUCUAUUUCGGUGUAAUAUAUGACAUUUAAAAUAAUAAUUCUGGGGGUCAGUACUAACAAGUAUGUCCUCCGUUGCCACCGUGAUGUAUUGUUUUUAAACCAAGUCCAGGAGAGUUCAGCUAGCUUUUUACCACAGGUCAAGAUAAUCCAAUAAAGUCCUCAUGAUUGCUCUCCAGAAUAAGAACACAGAUCCAGGUUAGAGCAACACGAACCGCAAGCGCCUCUGCGAACAGAUAAACACGGCCAUAAAUCAGGAUUAAGGCCCCAUUACAGUUUGCUGAAAUGAGAAACGUUGGAGAAAGUGGCCUAAUGUUUCUGAAAUAUAUUCUGCAAAUAUUGUUGUUUCUCUGGCUGUACUUCCUGUCCAUUAGUCAUGCGCCGCUCCUGACACUGAUGGAUGGGAUAGGCCCGUCACUGCGCUGACACCACCCCAUUUCCCAGGGAAGUAGACAAACACUCGGUGAGCUGCGUGUCACUCAAACACAGAACCUGGUCGUGGACAGAGUGAGCGCUUGUUUAGUCCUGGACUUCAGGAGGUUCCCCAGUGCACAGCGGGAGCAGAGAGUACACAGUACAAUAACAUACUCUCCUGCCCCUGAUCUCUCUGGGUAAAACCUGAAAGUCCAAAGGAGGCAUCAGUACCGCUGGCUACCUAAAGGUGGCAGUGUUAGCUUCCUUUUCCCCCUGUUCUUCACUCACACAUGUGAGGAUAAAAAUCUCUGAGCUGUGUAGUCAUUAUGAAUUCAAGUCACAGUUAAUCACUGGCAGAAUGUUAAGAUUAAUUGAACACUUACUGGGCAUUUGUCGCUCCAUAGGUUUAGCUUAUCUGUUGUUUGUGUACUUGGCUAAUAGCUUUGGCCCACGGUGCUGCCGCCCGCUUUGAGGGAAGUUAAACUGCAACUAUUCCCAAAAGUUCAAUUCAUUUUAUGACAGGAAAUCUGUGACAUCUGUGUACUUUCAAACCAGAUAACGUAUGAAAAGCAUAUGUGCAUUUUGAAAUACAUUGAUAUGCAAGUGCAAUUGUAAUUAAACAUUUUUCAGAGCUCUGAAAGGGAUAGUUCAGCCAAUAAUGAAGAUUCUUUUAUUAUUUACUCAUUCUUAUGUCAGUCCAAUCCUUUAUAUUGUUCUUUAUUCAUAAGAAAACUGAUGAAGGCAUUUUGAAUUGUAUUGGUUGCUCUUUUGUCCAUUUAAUUAUAAUAGAGACAAGCCGAAACAUCAUAAAAGUGAUCCAUCUGACGUGUGCAUUGUAUUCCUUGAAUUGUGAAGUCAUAUGAUUGGUUUGUGUUAGGAACAGAAUGAAAUUGUGUUGUUUUUGACUGCAAAUAUUCCAUCUUAGCUCUCUUUGCUGUGUUCAUGAGAAGAGAAUAGUUGCGGUGCCCAGUUUCAUAAACGAGUCAUUGAGUCUUAUUGAGUCAAUAAUUCAGUUCAUCCACAAAGCAUGUCUGCAUGUUUCUUUCACAAAUUUGACUGAUCUGUUUUGUUUUGUUUUUUAGUUCAAAAUCAAUAACCAAUAAGUGUAUAACAGCUUAAAGUUCUCUGUUCCUCACACAAACUAUCAAAUGACUUCAAAAGACUUGGAAUACAGCGCAUGAGUCGCAUGAGCCACAUUUAUGAUUCUGUAAUGGUUAUUUGAUAUCAUAUUUUACAGCUUGAAUGUUUCAGUCCAGUUCACUGUAGCAUGGAAAAGAGCAACCAGAAUAAUUGUUUCAUGCAAGCCUUUACACAGAAGAAAUACAGGUUUGGAAGAACAUAAGGGGUGAGUAAAUAAUGGCAGAAUUUUCAUUUUUGGACAAAAUAUGCUUUUAGUGGUUUAAUAAUAAAGUUGAAAUUGGAAAAAGUUCUGUAGUUAUACAUGAUGCAUGUGAAACAAAUAUGUGAUCACAUUUAGAAACACUGUUUUAAUGGCCCAUAGUUCACCCAAAAAAUGCAAAUUCUGUCAUCAUGUACUCACCCGAUGUCAUUCCAAACCUGUAAGAGUUUAUUUUGUUUGCUGAACACAAAAUAAGAAAUU